CUUAGGCUGUAUUAUUCUGCACAGGAAACAUAGCUAUAUUUGUCAGGGGAUGGGAUCAGUGAGAUUUCUGUUGUUUUGCAUCCUGAUACACUUCAGUCUGCGGUGAAGCUUGAGAUUCCUUCAAUGUGUACAGGUGAGUAUGAAGACAGUAUUGCACAUCCAAACCAACUCUUCAGGAAUACUAACACAACAGGCCUUGUUUGGAAACUUACUCCUUAAUAAGGUGCUCAAAAAGUUCUAACUCAGAAAGGUCGAGCAGAGUUUUCUUGCCUCAAGGUGUGCCUCAAGAGGUGCUUUGUGAGGUCAUAAUGGGCACCAUGGUGACGUUCAGGAACCCCAUACUAUGUCACGCCAGGAGGAACCAGUUGACCAGUCUUGCCUCAAGCCUGCAAGGAGGGUGCUUGCUGGUUGUGGACGAGAGGUAGCAUGGGGCAACUACGGGAGACAACUGCUCCCAGAUGUUGCUUUUUGCUCUUACUUCUCCUCUUUCUUGUGACGCCAUGUCAUGGGCAACCCCAGAAUGUCGCGUGGGAAGCACUGAGUCCAGAUGAUCGUGUUGACGACAUACAAGAAUCAUAUCCCAUUGAAGGUGAUCAAGAACGUCUCCAGGAUUCCAGGGAUCUGCCUGCACACCAUAUAUCUGGGAUGUACCGUUUCCAUCAGCCUCAAGGCUACCCCAGGGCUGUUGCACCUCAGAUUCCUAAUCCACGUUCUCAGAUGGUUCUUGGUUUUGGGCCUGAAGAGUAUUCCAGAGUUGCCGGUGGUGUGAGAACUACGAUGCGUGUGGAACAGAAACGGGGGGAAUAUAACUCUGCGUUUGCAGUGCUUGCCAUCCUGUUCUGUCUGGUCAUUCUGGCUGCUUUGGCUUUCCUGGCAAAACGUCUGCUGAUGAAGAGACAAGAAGAUGCAAUGCCAUUUGAAGCUGUCAGGAAAAAUGAAGACCCAGAUCCAGCAAAUGAAGGGCAAACCAUCGUGAGAUUUAUGAUAGAAAUUGAAGAUCUUUCUGGGGAUUCAAUGUCAAAUCUGAAGGGUCUCCACUCUGCUAUCUCACAAAUCAAUGACAUAUUCAGUCAGUCCCCACAGCGAUCCGCAAAGCAGUCAGGAAUCGCUGAAAGAAGCAAAAAGGCACAAAAGUCACGAAAAGAGGAGAAAAAUACAUCCUGAUGUGGAAAAGCAGUGAAAUUGGGUGAAUCAUAGAACUCCUGGUGGACUUUCCCAGUUCCAGCAGUCCAUUUCAUUCUGUCCAUACUUAAGGAUGACCAUUAUAGCAUUCACCGCUUAUUCCAUAUCAUGACAUCAUGCCCAAGUUGUACAACAGAUAUAUGUCAUCUAUACAGUCAAUAAACUAUAAUUACCAUCAUA
This is a messenger RNA of Coturnix japonica (Japanese quail), 1362 nucleotides long. NCBI's taxonomy places the organism in Eukaryota, Metazoa, Chordata, Aves, Galliformes, Phasianidae. The record is from RefSeq and is a predicted model, not a curated record.